Messenger RNA from Saccostrea cuccullata (small rock oyster), 2193 nucleotides. RefSeq names its product lachesin-like. The coding region runs from base 347 to 1246 and encodes 299 amino acids. Gene Ontology annotation, cellular component: neuron projection membrane. The transcript is spliced from 8 exons. The record is from RefSeq and is a predicted model, not a curated record. Gene Ontology annotation, biological process: synapse organization. NCBI's taxonomy places the organism in Eukaryota, Metazoa, Mollusca, Bivalvia, Ostreida, Ostreidae.
AGCCCCCAACUUACUGAAAAAAAAUAUUUAGCACAGCGAGUGGCAAGCGAUCAGACGCAUCCUAAAAUUACAUACUGAACUCCUCGACGGAGAAGCGUUGCAUGUCACAAACCAUUAAGAACUACACACAACGCCAAACUGAACUUAUUGAGAUGAAAGCUGGAUCAUAUGAGCCGUGCUUCUGAUGAGGGGAUGUGUAAUUGUUAUUUUACUGUUGAAUUCAUUUUUUAGUGCCAGCAACUUUUCAGUAUUUAAUUGUGUGAUUUUUUAUUUUGUGUUAUCUAAGACUGAUUACCGCACUGUAGAAAACGGCGACGAUAAUUUUUCAAUGUGACUUCUAUGAUAAAUGGGAUAUAUCUUACUAAUGGAACUUAAAAUACCAUUACUUUGGUACUACAGAUUGGUAACGGCUUUUAUUCUAUUCUGUACCGACAACACUGAAGGUUGGCAGGAUUUGGCUCCUGAUCCCUACUUUCUCAGCACUCCUGAAAACGUAACGGUAGAACGUGGAUCUCCAGCCAUUUUGAAGUGCGCUGUUGCUAACCUCGGUACAAGACAUUUAACAUCUCAGGUCACAUGGAGAAAAAUGCCUUAUAUAACACCUAUCAUAUCUGGAGCUAAAAGAUUCGUGACAGACACGAGGUUUGCCAGUCAACAUGAUCCUCUUAGUAAACAGUGGAAUUUAUACAUCAGAAAUACCAGACUUCAAGACAGUGGAACUUACGAAUGUCAACUUAGCCUCAAACAUCGUCAGCAACUUCGACAAAAAGUCACAUUAAAUGUCAUAGAAGAGUCAAUAGAUACAAAUCCAGGCAUAAAAGUUGGUGGCACCAGAUUUGUUACAAAAGGGGAGUCUAUAUACGUUGAAUGUAAUGCCACGGGGAACGAUUAUCCUCCAGAUCACAUUGACUGGUUUCUAGAUGGCAAUAAAUUAUACACGGAUCCAAGGAGGCGUAUCCUUAUCACUUCUCGGGUAUCUUUACAUACAAAGACUCUUAGCAGCGCAGUUAAUAUUUCAAAUGCAACUUUGAAGGACACAGGUACCUACGUCUGCCGGACAUCUAGUCAGUUAACCAUAGGAAUGCGUGUAGAUGUCCUGAAUGCAGGAACAUACAACGUGAAAAGAGGAGCCAACAACCAAACAACGAAAAUAGAAUCAAAACCUCUGAAAGACACGGCAAUUUUUCUACAUUCCUCGGCUGAUGUGAUAUGGCUUACAGUUUUUACAUGUUACAUCAUGCACUGAUUUCACCUCCUGUUAUUUUAUUGUAAAGUCUUUCCUUUAUUUUUAUACCUCUUUCAUUAUUGUCUGUUUACGUUUUUUGUUGAAUAUUGAAAAUAUCCAUUUUAAAUAAAACAAAUGUUGUACUGCAUCUGUCGAAUUUUCGCCAUAUUCACAAAAUAUAAAGAAAAAAUAAACAUUACACAGGAACACCUUUCAAAAUUACUUAUUUACAUGUAUUUUUGCAAACAUGAAGGGUACUUAUAAAUGUUUCUACUAUUUUUCAUUUAUUGUGUCAAUAUUUAAGUUUGAGAUCUUGGAUUUACUCAAGGCAACUACAAAAAAUAUUUGAACCAAACGACUAUAUACCAAAGUAUACAUAUAACAAUCUUUCACUUAAGAAAAGAUCAUGAAAGAAAAACAAAGCUGUUAGCAAUCGCAAGAAAAUAUUUCUAAAACAUCUUUGAAAAUUCUUUUGAAAAAUUCAGACAAAUGUACAUAAACAUUGAUAAUAAAAUAAUCAGAUAAAAAUCAUAAUUAUAAAUUUUUAUGAAACUGUAUACAAAUAUUCAUAGAUCCAGGAUCUUUUAAAACAUGAUUUGACAAGAAAGACUUUCAGUUGAGAUUUUGGUAAAGUAUGUUCAUAUAUUUAUAACUGAAAUAAAAACGAAAGAUUUUCUACAAUUUGUUGACUGCUCAAAUCCAAAACGAAAUGUACUCAUUAUUAUCAUCUUUUUUAUUCAUUGUCAGAUUUCAUUUACAUCCUUUUUACCUUAAUAGUUUAAUUAUUUUUAGCAUUUUUUUGGUUGAUGUGUAUGAAUAUUUUGGUGUCAAUGCCAAAAGAGAAUGAUAUGUUUCGAUACCUACUAUGGAGGUACCAGAACCAUUAAGUUUAUACAGUCCUUAUCAAUGCACCUUUUUUCACAUCAAGCAUAUAUUUGCAUUGCUUAAAUAAAUCUUUCACUAACUGA